UACUACUGCCACCACCAACACCACCACCACUACUACUGCCACCACCACCACUACUACUGCCAACACCACCACCACUACUACUGCCAACACCACUACUACCACCACCACCACUACUACAGGACAGGUGAGGAGGUGUAAUCCCUACAGCCGUGAUCGCCUUGUCAACAACACCCAAGACGCCUUUUGGAAGCAGAAUCAAGGUUCGUGGAGGUUACGAGUGACGUGGAACUGGUCUCCGAAGGUUCCGAAGCGCCGUCCGGAACCCGCGGACAGAUGAAGAGUUCCCGGUGCUGUACGGUGGUCCUGGUCACGGGCUGCCUGAUGGCGCUGGUGGGAGGCGUCUUCAUCUGGGCCUUCGACGAGAUCUUGAGGAGUCAGGUGGUGAAGAACGUGCAACUCCGUGAGGGUGGCUUCACGUACGACAUCUGGAAGGAGGUCCCCGUCGCGUUCUACAUGUCCGUGUACGUGUGGGAGGUCGCCAACCCCCGACAGGUCGUCAGCGGAAACAAGCCGAGUCUUGUCCAGCGCGGGCCCUUUGUCUAUCGGGAGUACCGCAAGAAAGCCAACAUCACCUUCAACGAGAACGGCACUGUGAGCUAUCGCGAGUACCGUCACUACCGCUUCAGCCGUGAGCGGUCCAUCGCCUCGGACGACUUCAUGUUCACCACCAUCAACGUCCCUGUUCUGGGAGCCGCAUUGGCUGUGGAGAACGCUCCGGCAUUCGUCAAGUUCAUGAUGGACACCGCUUUCACAUUGCUGGGCGCCGAGCCGCUGAUUCGUCUGCGUGUCCGUGACCUCCUAUGGGGAUACUCUGACCCAUUCAUCGACUUCGUGCACAAUAACUUUCCAUCCAUCCUGCCCAACAGCAAGUUCGGGUUCUUCAUGGACUACAACAACUCCAACAAUGGCCUCUUCACAGCCUACACCGGCGUCUCCGACAUCAGCCAGGCCCACGUCCUCGUCAACUGGAACGGCAUGGAGGAGCUCUCCUACUGGGGUACAGAAUCUGCCAACAUGAUCAACGGCACCCAGGGUCAGAUGUGGCCUCCGUUUCACGACCCCAAAUUGCCCCUCAAGUUCUUCAGCCCAGAGGCAUGCAGGUCCCUGCAGAUGGACCCGGUGCACAGGGGCUGGAGUCUCGGGAUCCCGGUGGUCCGCUUCAUGGCGCCUGCCUGGCUCUUUGCCAACUCUACUGAUCACGUGGGCAACGCCGGAUUCUGUCCCUGUGGCCCAUCGGGCGUACUCAACGUCAGUCGCUGUAGAUACGGUGUGUGUACAAGUGUCUAAGUGUGUGUGUCUAAGUGUCUAAGUGUGUGUCUAAGU
Petromyzon marinus (sea lamprey) is the source of this 1323-nucleotide messenger RNA. The record is from RefSeq and is a predicted model, not a curated record. NCBI's taxonomy places the organism in Eukaryota, Metazoa, Chordata, Hyperoartia, Petromyzontiformes, Petromyzontidae.